AUGGCUACGAAGAUCCCAGUAGCCUUGCUUCUUGUCAUACUCUUCGUCAUCGAGGCCGGAGCGGUCCUCAUUAGCCAAGGCCCUAGGCGCCGGGCCUGUACAAGUCCAACACAACGCCGAGCUUGGCACACACUGUCGAAUGAUCAAAAGAAAUCCUACCUCAACGCCGAGGUAUGCGUCAUGAACACGCCCGCAUCUCUUAACCUACCGGCUGCCAAGACCAAGUUUGAUGAGCUCGCUUUCAGCCAUCAAGCCAAUGCUCGUGCUAAGCGCGAUGGCCACGAGCUCUGUAGGUACUGGGACGAAUCAAAUGAGGUGGGAAAUUUCGGAAACUCGUCGAUUUUUGACGCUGAUUUCGGCUUUGGUGGUUACGGGAUCGACGACAAAAAGUGUGUCUCAGACGGACCCUUCGCGAACCUCACAAGCCCCAUCGGCCCGGGAUUUCGCCUUGGCGAGCAUUGCGUCUCCCGCAUGGUCAACGAGACGGCAGGGCUUUGGUCGGCCCAAGAGGAAGUCGAUAAGUGCCAAACAUUCGAUAGAUAUGAAGACAUGUUUCCUUGCGUGUACGGGACUCCUCAUCGAGGGGGCCACGGCGGUGUUGGUGGAUCGAUGCGAGACCCACUGGCAUCCCCUGCCGAUCCCAUCUUCUAUCUCCACCACUCCUGGGUUGAUAAGAUCUGGUGGGAUUGGCAAGAAGCGGACCUCGAAAAUCGUCUUUACGCCGUGGGUGGCCCUAGUUUUCAAUCACCCGACAUUGGAUUCCCCGAAUACCCUGGAACCGUCGAGGAGGAGGAUGCUGUUGUCUUCGGCUCGCCGAGCGAAGAGAUCCGCAAGCUGCAGCAAUUCAAGUAUAACAGCCAUCAGGGCGGAGAGACUACGCUGGACCAUAUCCUGACGACCUUAGGCGUCAUUCCGGAUGCCACGAUCGGUGAUGUUAUGGAUACAAGGGGGGGUUAUCUUUGUUAUGAAUACGUGUAA
Messenger RNA from Scedosporium apiospermum, 978 nucleotides. RefSeq lists its product as uncharacterized. The transcript has 4 exons. NCBI's taxonomy places the organism in Eukaryota, Fungi, Ascomycota, Sordariomycetes, Microascales, Microascaceae. Bases 1 to 978 code for a protein of 325 amino acids. The record is from RefSeq and is a predicted model, not a curated record. Gene Ontology annotation, molecular function: oxidoreductase activity.